Prunus persica (peach) is the source of this 1431-nucleotide messenger RNA. RefSeq names its product LOB domain-containing protein 16. Bases 668 to 1300 code for a protein of 210 amino acids. Gene Ontology annotation, cellular component: nucleus. The transcript has 2 exons. Gene Ontology annotation, biological process: positive regulation of DNA-templated transcription; hormone-mediated signaling pathway. Lineage: Eukaryota; Viridiplantae; Streptophyta; Magnoliopsida; Rosales; Rosaceae. The record is from RefSeq and is a predicted model, not a curated record.
AGGAAUUAAGCAUGAUUAUUGUAUAGCAAAUUAAUAAUUUAUAGUUCAAUAAAUUAUACCUCCUCCUCUUGCCAUAUUAUAAGCAUUUUUCUCAUCUAUAUUGCUCAUGGUAACUGAAUCAUUAGUAAUUGUCGGUAGAAAAAUACCAGCAGGUAUGCCACAAGGCGACAAAUUGCAGCAGUUCCCAGGUGCGGCGUUCGGCGGAAAAUAUAAACAUAUUCAAACCAACAAAAUCAAACUUCACAUAAAAAAAUGUUAAUCAAACUCUUAACCAUUGAAAGAUAAAAGAAAGGAAAAAAAAAUUGUCUGAGAGUAAGUUGAAAGCCUUAAAGAAAGUAGCCCCAUCAGAUUACAAAACCAUUAAGAAAUGUCCCCUUAGAACCCAACACACAGACCUUCCUUGUCCCCCGUUCACAUUUCUUAUAAGACCUCCCCUUUUAUGUUUCUCAAUGCCCCACUUUCCUCCUUCAACCCAACCCCAUUAACCCCAAAGUCAUAUAACUCUUCUCUAUGUGCACCAUUUCCUAGUGUGCUCGUGUGCCUAAAAAUAUUUUAACCCCUCUCUCUCUCUCUCUCUCUCUCUCUCCCAAUUUUCACUCAGUCACUCACUCUCUUAUUCUCUUUUUUUGGGUGAAAUACAGUCUCUUAUUCUCUACCAAACCCAAAAAUGGCUUCUGGGGCUGGCAGUAAUGGCUCUGGCACUGGCUCUCCUUGUGGGGCAUGCAAGUUUCUGAGGAGAAAGUGUGCCUCUGACUGUAUCUUUGCACCUUAUUUUUGCUCUGAGCAAGGGCCUGCUCGAUUUGCUGCCAUUCACAAAGUGUUUGGUGCUAGCAAUGUGUCCAAAUUGUUGUUGCAUGUCCCUGUUCAUGAUCGUUGUGAAGCUGUUGUCACAAUUGCCUAUGAAGCUCAAGCAAGAAUCAGAGAUCCUGUUUAUGGAUGUGUGGCUCACAUUUUUGCCCUGCAACAACAGGUGGCAUGUUUGCAAGCACAAUUGAUGCAAGUAAGGGCUCAACUGGCUCACCAGAGCCUUGUUGAUUCAAGGAACAUAGAGAGCACUCAGUGGCCAGGGAAUGUGAAUGGAGUCACAAACUUUCCAAAUUAUCCAAGUUACAUGAAUCCUAUUUCACCUCAGAGCUCGCUUGAAUCCAUUGACCACAACUGCAGUGAUAUUGCUAUGAAUAUGCAGGAGAUACAAAGCAGCAGAGAUGACUUCUCAUACCAAGCUUGUUCUAAGAAGAGACCAUACAAUGGUGACUUGGGGGAGCUUCAGGCACUGGCCCUCAGAAUGAUGAGAAACUGAAUCAAUCUGUCAUCAUGUUUCUUUCAAGAUUAUGAGUCAUAUGACUGGUCUUUCAGAUGUGCUAUGCCCAAAGAUGUAUAUACUGAGCUUGUCUUUUUGUUUGAAGAACAAGAAAUUAGCACCUUAAGUCA